This is a messenger RNA of Lynx canadensis (Canada lynx), 2912 nucleotides long. It is a transcript of the gene METTL15, whose product is annotated as methyltransferase like 15. The coding region runs from base 755 to 1978 and encodes 407 amino acids. The record is from RefSeq and is a predicted model, not a curated record. Lineage: Eukaryota; Metazoa; Chordata; Mammalia; Carnivora; Felidae. The transcript has 6 exons. Gene Ontology annotation, molecular function: rRNA (cytosine-N4-)-methyltransferase activity. Gene Ontology annotation, biological process: rRNA base methylation.
UUGCUAACAGGUGUUUCCACACCUAAUCUAAGUGCUUAUUUUACAUUUAACUUUAAAUUCUGCCUUACAGUUGCCAUUUAGCACAUUUAGAUGAUGAGGUCUAUAUUCUUAAAGUAUUGUGUAGUCAAAGCAAAGAAACUUUAAUGUUACAAUAAAUGCCAUCACUCUGCCAGUUGGCUUCUGUUUGGCAAGACAUCAAGAAAUAAAACAAAGUAUGAGACUAGUGUAUUUUGUAACGAAAUGAAGGAAAAAGAACCGAAACCAUAAAAACAUAGCACUAAAGGAGACAGAAAUUCCCACCUUUUGUUAGAAAUUCGGAGUAUAAUGUGUUACAAUAGAACACGGAAAUUUGACAGAGGCUCAUAGUAAACGGAAUAGAGUGGAGUUAAGAAUAAAAUGGAGUUAGGUUUAAAGUUGAUUCAGACAUUAAAAAAAAAAAAAGUAAAAGUAAAUUUAAACCUGGCAGUGGUAGGUUCUUAUUUCCGCCCCCUCUUCAGGAACGCUAUUUGAACCCCCUCGCGCCUGCAGGACCCUUUGUCAGCUGGGGCCCGAAAAGAGCGGAACGAAAGGCGGACGGUUUUCGGUUGCUGGGGCGGACGUGGAUCCGAUCUGUCCGUCCUUGCAAGUUUCCCCCAAGGCUGGGACCUAGACGUGCGCCAACUCGUGUUCUCUGGCACCGUAGUAGUGGUCGUCGCUGGCCCGAGUUAGAAGCCAACAGUGAAUUCUUCGUGCCUCAGAUUGGUUGACCUACAAGAUGCUUCGAUACCCAUAUUUUUGUAAAAUCUAUAAAGAAUUUCAUUCAUGCUGGUUGGAAUCUGGCAUAUUUAAUUUAGGUAUCUGGCCAAAAAAAAUACAUGCUACAACAGAAAGAUGUAAUGAAUAUGAAGCCCAGGAGCAAACAGAUCAAACUGGAGCUCAGGAGUUACAUAGAUCUCAAAAUGGAGAUUUUGAAGCUAUGACUAAAUUACAUAUCCCAGUAAUGGUGGAUGAAGUUGUUCGUUGUUUGGCACCACAAAAAGGCCAGAUUUUUCUAGAUAUGACAUUUGGUUCAGGAGGACACACAAGAGCCAUUCUACAGAAGGAGUCAGAUAUUACUCUGUAUGCCUUAGACAGAGACCCGACAGCUUAUGCAAUAGCUGAACAGCUUUCAGAAUUCUAUCCUAAACAGAUCCGAGCUAUGCUAGGCCAGUUCAGCCAGGCAGAAGCCUUAUUAAUGAAAGCUGGAGUGCAGCCAGGGACUUUGGAUGGAGUUCUUUUGGAUCUUGGGUGUUCCUCCAUGCAACUUGAUGCUCCUGAAAGAGGUUUUUCCCUUCGGAAGGACGGCCCCUUGGACAUGAGAAUGGAUGGUGGCAGGUACCCUGACAUGCCCACCGCAGCUGAUGUUGUGAACGCUUUAGAUCAACAGGCACUUGCCUCCAUCCUGAGAACAUACGGGGAGGAGAAGCAUGCCAAGAAAAUCGCUUCAGCAAUCGUUCAGGCUCGCAGCCUCUACCCCAUCUCCAGAACCCAGCAGCUUGCCAGCAUCGUUGCAGGUGCAUUUCCUCCAUCUGCUAUUUUUGCACGAAAAGACUUGCUACAACGAUCUACCCAUAUUGCUACCAAGACUUUCCAAGCUUUUCGAAUAUUUGUAAAUAAUGAGCUCAAUGAACUUUACAUAGGAUUGAAGACAGCUCAGAAGUUUCUGAGACCUGGUGGUCGCCUUGUUGCCCUCUCCUUCCAUUCACUAGAGGAUCGCAUUGUCAAACGAUUCUUGCUUGGGAUAAGCAUGACAGAAAGGUUUAACCUAAGUGCCAGACAGAAGGUGAUACAAGCAUCACAAUUACGUUCAAGUUAUGAAAACAAGGAAGGAGACUCUAUAAGCAGAGCCCCUUUAAUGUGGGAACUGAUACACAAGAAAGUACUUACUCCAGAAGAUCAGGAUGUACAGGAUAACCCCAGAGCACGCUCAGCCAAGCUUAGAGCAGCCAUCAAAUUAUGAUAAAGAAAGUUUUCAUCAUGUGGUCCUUCAAGUUUUCCCUCAGAGUUUCUCUUCUUUUAUUGGAUAUUCCUGAAUAGCUUAAUAUAAGGAAGUAUGGGAUCUAUAGAGAAACAUGUACUAUAUAUGUGUGGAAAUUGAGGGUAUUUACCAUUUUUUGUCUUAGAAAGAAAAUCUCAGAAAUACUAGCAUGACACAGAAGGUUCAACUCAAGGAGAAGCAGCAUCCCAAAACUCGAAUAAUGUCUCUAUCUGAGCAUUAUAUUUGACUUUUGCAAUGUAGUCCUUUCCCUAAUCAUGGAAAAUUUUUAAAAAGAAGAAUACUAUGUGUAUUUAUUUAAGUAUGAACACUCAAACUGUCGGAAGAUAGAGAUUAUAAUUGUAUCUGUAUUUUCUAAGUUCUGAAUUUAGAUAUUCAGAUUUGCAACAAACUUUCUAUGGGUCAAGUAAUAAAUAAUAAGUAAAGAUCAUCAAAGAAAUUUUCAUUUCUAUUUAGGAGUAAUUAAUUAGUAAGUACCAUAGUCUUCUCAAAUACAGGUAUUAUGUAAAUUUUAAAUUUUCAAGUAUUAUUUUUAAAAUGCAUCAUACUGAGAAAUGUCACUUUUGAAAUUACAAAGUUCAUUGUUUUAAAGGAAUUUUGCAAUAUGAUAUGUACUAUCUUUUUAUAUAGUAUAAAGUAAAAAUGCAAAAUUGUUCAAUAGCCCUCAUAGGGAAUGUUUCAUAAAACUAAUAUUUAAAGUCAAUUAUAUUUUAAUAAUAUCCCAGAAUGUCUUUGACAAAUAAUAAAAUCUGUCAUCAUUUGAAUCUGGCAUUUUUUAAUUGAGCUAUUCAAAAUAAUUCAACCAAGUUAUUGCAAUAAAAUAUAGGGCAUAUUAAAGAUAUUAAAAUGAAUGUGCCCUUUGCCUGGGUGGCUCAUUUGGUUAAGUGUCUGACUUCAG